UAUUUUUAUAUAUUUAUGACAUAUGCAUGCGAGUACCAUUCAAUAUUUAUAUGUACAUGAAUUUACAUAUAAUUUAAAAAAUAUGUUUGUGUUGGUUUAGUAUAAUAUAAAAAACACAUAACCGAAUAGUAUUUUGAUGAGGAUGAUUAAGUGUAAUGAAAGACUUCAUUUCUUUUGUGAAAAUGUUUUCAUAAAAUCUUUUAUAACUUAAUUUAAAAUCUUUUAUGCAUGGCGUAUUUCGUGGUUUUGAUAUUGAGAAAUGACAAUUGUAGUGUUGCAGUCACCGUUCAACUCUUCUUUAGUAUUGACCACACAAAAUGUGAAUGACAUAGAACGUCCUGUUGGUAUUGUACCACAACGCACAUUGCCUGCCAUUCAUGAUGUUCCAUCACAAACCAACGUUGAUGAAGGUAUAAUCAGCAGUGAAUAUUGGGACAUUGGUGAUCUCAGUUAUGAUUGUGAACACUGUGGGGCACUGUUUUGGUAUGAUGAAAGAUUGCUGCGAAGUUCUACUAUAGGAAGCACUAAGUAUUCUCUAUGCUGUGGGCAAGGGAAGAUAAAACUAGCACCUCAGAAAGAGCCUCCAAAAGAAUUGUGUGAUUUGAUAAAUGGCACAGAUCAAAAAUCCAAACACUUUCAGGAAAAUAUUCGAUCAUAUAAUAGCAUGUUUUCUUUCACAUCAAUGGGUGGAAGGGUUGAUCAAACAAUCAACAUUGGUGGCUCACCUCCAGUUUUUAAACUUAGUGGUCAAAACUAUCAUUUGAUUGGGAGUUUGUUGCCUGUGGAAGGAAAUGUCCCCAAAUUUGCGCAAUUGUAUAUCUAUGACACUCAACAUGAGGACGUUAAUCGCCUCACCUCGGUGGGGGAUGAGAAACGAAAGAAGAAAUUGCAUGUUGAUAUUGUUUCUACCCUAAGGCAAAUGUUGGAUCAACAUAACGUUUUAGUUAAGUCUUUUAGGAUGGCUAGAGACAAGAUUGCGGAAUGUGGACAUUCCAAUGUUUACUUGAAGUUAAUUGGGCGGAGAAGUAGAGAUGCUAGAACAUACAAUUUGCCCACGGUGUCUGAAGUGGCGGCUUUGAUAGUUGGUGACUUCGAUGAAUCUUUGGGGCAGAGGGACAUAAUGGUCGAAACUCAAGGGGGUGUUUUGAAACGAAUCAAUGAGUUGAAUCCUGCUUAUUUGGGGCUACAGUAUCCACUUCUGUUUCCUUAUGGUGAAGAUGGGUAUAGAGAGGAUAUAAGUUUUUCAGAUUCUAAUAGUAAAAGUACUAAAGGUCGCCGAAGUGUUAGCGUGCGGGAAUUCCUUGCAUAUCGAUUACAUGAUCGUGGGGUUGAGAAUUCGUUUAUCCUCAAAGCCCGGAGAUUGUUUCAACAAUUUGUGGUAGAUGGAUACACAAUGGUUGAAUCAUCUAGACUAACUUAUAUAAGAUUGAAUCAGAAGCAAUUAAGAUGUGCCAUGUAUAAAGGCCUAUCCGAGGCAUUAUUGAGUGGUGAACGAGAUGCUUCUACCCAAGGAAAGAGAAUAGUGUUACCAUCGACAUUUGUUGGAGGAGCAAGAUACAUGGUUCAAAACUAUCAAGAUGCAAUGGCUAUAUGUCGAUGGGCUGGAUAUCCAGAUCUUUUCUUGACUUUCACUUGCAAUCCAAAAUGGCCAGAAAUUGUUAGAUUCCUUUCUGAAAGGAAUUUAAAUCCUGAAGAUCGCCCUGAUAUAAUAUGCAGAGUCUUCAAGAUGAAGUUAGAUGGAUUGAUCAAAGAUCUCCGGCAAAACAAGAUAUUUGGUGAUGUUCGAGCAGGUUAGCAAUUUCUCUAUUCUAAAUGGUUAAUAAACUAAGUGUUCAUGUUAUAUAUUAAAAAUAAUUCAUUACAGUGCCUAUUAUUAUUACAUGCAGUUGUCUACACUAUUGAGUUCCAGAAACGUGGCCUCCCACAUGCCCAUAUAUUGUUGUUCAUGGGAAAUGCAGACAAAUUUACAGCUCCUGCAGAUAUAGAUCGCAUUAUAUCAGCCGAAAUACCUGACGAGUCAAGUGAUCCUGAUUAUUUCAAUGCUGUAAAAAUGCAUAUGAUGCAUGGCCCGUGUGGGAGAGAUGCAAAAAACGCACCAUGCAUGGUCCAGUCUAAAUGUUCUAAGCACUUUCCGAAGAAUUUCAAUGCGCAUACUAACAUUGACGAAGAUGGUUAUCCCAAGUACAUGAGGCGGGAUGAUGGGAAGGAGAUUGUGAAGAACACUAUACCACUUGACAACAGACAUGUUGUUCCACAUAAUAGGUAUUUGUUGAUGAAGUAUGGGGCUCAUCUUAAUGUCGAGUGGUGUAAUCAAUCAAGGUCUAUCAAGUAUCUUUUCAAAUAUGUGAAUAAAGGUAAUGAUCGUGUCACAGCUGCAUUUUAUGAGACCACGAAUAAGGAUGGCUCGGAAAAACCCGUGGAUGAGAUUAAAUUGUACUAUGAUUGCCGAUACGUUUCACCAUGUGAGGCUAUGUGGCGUAUUUUAGGGUUUGAGAUACAAUAUAAGAAUCCAUCAGUUGAGCGUUUGAGCUUUCAUUUUCCCGAUGAGCAAUAUGUAUAUUUUGAUGACGAGGAUGCAAUGACAGAUGUUGUACAACGUGAAUCUGUUAAACAAAGCAUGUUUCUGGCGUGGAUGAAGGCCAAUGAGCAGUAUGCGGAGGCAAAAAAAUUAACUUAUGCCGAAUUCCCUCAAAAGUUUGUUUGGAAGCCAAAAACAAGGGAAUUUGUUCCUCGACAAAGGGGUUUUGCUUUGGGUCGUGUGGCAUAUGUACCUCCAGGAUCAGGAGAAUCUUAUUAUUUGCGAUGUAUCCUCAAUUUAAAGCGUGGUGCUACGUCUUUCGCCGACUUAAGAACUGUUGACGAGGUUUGUUAUGAAACGUAUCGUGACACGUGUUACGCAUUGGGUUUGUUGGACGAUGAUCGAGAGUACGUCGAAGGUUUUACGGAAAGCAGUUUUUGGGCUUCUGCUUGGGGACUUAGAGUUCUAUUUGUAAUAUUGCUACUGGCAGAUACAAUGAGUAGACCUGAAUACGUUUGGGACAAAUGUUGGAAUUUUAUGUCUGAUGACAUUCUUCAUAGACAACGACGAGCUUUGCUACACCCAGACUUAACGUUGACAGAAGAAGAAAUCAAGAAUUAUGCAUUGGUCGAAAUAGAGACAAUGUUAAGAACUCGCGGAAAAAGCCUAAGGGACUACCCAUCAAUGCCAUUCCCCAAUUGCAAUAACGCAACCAUGUUUCAGAAUAGACUUAUUUAUGACGAGUUGCAAUAUGAUAAUGCCGAAAUGCGGGAACAACAUGACAAAUGCAUGCAGAGUUUGAAUGAGCAGCAAAGUGAGGUGUACAAGACUAUUAUGGAAUCUAUUGAAGGGAACAAUGGUGGAGUGUUCUUUGUAUAUGGGUACGGGGGUACAGGCAAAACGUUUAUUUGGAAAACGUUGUCAGCGGCUCUAAGGUCAAAAGGUGAAAUAGUUUUAAACGUUGCUUCAAGUGGAAUUGCUUCAUUGUUAUUGCCCGGUGGAAGAACUGCUCACUCACGUUUUGCGAUACCAAUCAACCCAACUGAGCAUUCCACAUGCAACAUCAAGCAGGGCAGCCCAUUAGCCCAAUUGAUUAUUAGGUCUAAACUUAUUAUUUGGGAUGAGGCACCGAUGACGCAUAAAUAUUGUUUUGAAGCUUUGGACAGAAGUUUGCGUGACAUUCUGAGGGUUGUUGAUCCUCUUAACACUGAUAAGCCAUUUGGAGGGAAGACUAUAGUCUUUGGAGGAGACUUCAGACAAAUCUUACCGGUGAUUACCAAAGGUACAAGACAAGACAUAGUUAAUGCCACAAUUAAUUCUUCAUACAUAUGGCAUGACUGCAUUGUUUUACGCUUGACGAAAAACAUGAGACUGCAAUCGUUGAGUGGCGAUCGUGAUUAUGCUGACUUGGUUGAGUUUGCUGAGUGGAUAGCGAGUUUGGGAGAUGGAACGGCAGGUGGUCAAAAUGAUGGUUGUGCUGAUAUCAAAAUACCAAGUGACAUUUUGCUCCAAAGUGAUGAAGACCCUAUUGCCACAAUUGUGCGCAGUACGUAUCCUGAUUUUGAAGCGAUGCCGACUGACCCCUCAUUCCUAAAAGAACGUGCUAUUUUGGCCCCAACGCUUGAUGUUGUUGACUCAAUUAAUGAGUACAUGACUGCAUUGAAUGUAACAGAGGAGUCCAGGACAUAUUUGAGUUCUGACAGCAUUUGCAAAUCGGACUCAAAUUCUGAUUUUUUGGCUGAUUUGCAUACACCGGAAUUCUUGAAUAAGAUACGUGCAUCCGGUGUUCCAAAUCAUGAGUUGACUCUCAAGGUUGGUACUCCAGUUAUGCUUCUUAGGAACAUUGAUCAUUCAAUGGGCUUAUGCAAUGGCACGAGGUUGAUUAUUACAAGGCUUGGAAAUCAUGUUCUUGGAGCUACAAUUUUAGGAGGUAAAUUUGAUGGUCAAGAAGUAGUCAUACCGAGAUUGACACUAACACCAUCUGAUGCAAGAAUUCCAUUCAAGUUCCAAAGAAGACAGUUUCCCAUCAUGACCUCUUAUGCGAUGACAAUAAAUAAGAGUCAGGGUCAAUCUCUAACGCAUGUUGGACUUUUACUGAAAAAACCAGUCUUCACUCAUGGUCAACUAUACGUUGCAGCGUCUAGAGUUACAAACCGCAAAGGCUUGAAAAUAUUGAUUUGUGAUGAGGAUGGCAAACAGAUCGACCAUACUACAAAUGUUGUUUACAAAGAGGUCUUUCAGAAUUUGUAGUAUCGCUGUAUCUUGGAGCUUCUACAAUUUUUCUG
Cuscuta epithymum is the source of this 4803-nucleotide messenger RNA. NCBI's taxonomy places the organism in Eukaryota, Viridiplantae, Streptophyta, Magnoliopsida, Solanales, Convolvulaceae. The record is from the annotation of a GenBank genome assembly.